AUGGUCUGGGCCCUGGACCAAGUCGCCCAGGAUGCCGCCAGUCUCUUGAACCCUGACGACAUGGAUGAAGAGGCUCUGCUCGAGGCUGAAGUUAUCUACCAGGAUGAAGCGGCCAAGGGCGUCUGUGACACUACCAAAUGCGGCGAAAAGUGCCGAAACGGUGACCACGAGGCCACCCAGACUAACGGUCAACCUGGGACAUUGUCAACCAUGGACCGCUGUCCCAAAGAUGAAUUCCGGAGAGUCUGCUGCAGCAAGGGCUCUAUUAUGGGCACCUGCCGGUGGAGAGAAUACCGUGGGCUGGCGAUGUCUUGUAUGGGCGGCUGUGCGGAGGGGGAGGUGUCUAUCAUAGAAAACAGCAACAGCCGGACGGACAAGGAGGAUCAGAGCUGCACGGGCGGCACGCAGACCUACUGCUGCUUAGGGUUCAAGCCUCCAAUCUCCAAGGAGCAGAUCGCUGAGACCAUCAAGGACGAGGCAACCGACGCAGCGAUUGCGGCAGCGGAAGCAUUGGCGCUGGAGGUUGCGGCGAAAGCUUUCUGCCGCAUCGCCAUCAUGGCAGCGACUGCGCCACUGCGGUUCAUCCCUUUUGUCGGCAAGUCAAGCUCAAGCAACAUCUCUUUGUAA
Messenger RNA from Colletotrichum graminicola M1.001, 627 nucleotides. Its product is annotated as bacteriodes thetaiotaomicron symbiotic chitinase. Lineage: Eukaryota; Fungi; Ascomycota; Sordariomycetes; Glomerellales; Glomerellaceae. The transcript has a single exon. Bases 1 to 627 code for a protein of 208 amino acids. The record is from RefSeq and is a predicted model, not a curated record.